AUGGGCGACGACGGCGGCGCCGGCGUGAAGGUGGCCGCGGCGGCGGCGACGGCGACGACGACGACGGGGAUGAAGCAGAUCACGCGGCUGCGGGAGCUGCUGCACAAGUGGCAGGCCAUGGCGAUGGGGGCGAAAGGUGGAGAGGAAGAGGAAGAGGAGGAGGUGGAGGAAGGAGUGGUGGAUGCUCCGGCGGCGGCGGCGAUACCGCCGUUCGUGAUGCGGCGGCUGCAGAGGACGGUGACGGUGGACUCGGACGACGAGAGCUGCCAGAGCCCGGAGCCGCCGGCGGACGUGCCGAGGGGGUACUGCCCGGUGUACGUGGGGCCGGAGCAGCGGCGGUUCGUCAUCCCGACGGGGUACCUCGGCCACCCGGUGUUCCGGCUGCUGCUGGAGAAGGCCGAGGAGGAGUUCGGGUUCCGGCACGAGGGCGCGCUCGCCAUCCCCUGCGAGACCGAGACCUUCAAGUACAUCCUCCAGUGCGUCGAGCGCCACGACAAGGGCCUCGCCCCCGCCUCCGCCGGCGCCGGUGACGCCGACGCCGUUGUCGUCGACGGCAUGCUUCGCGAUUAGCUAUACCAUCAAUCAAUUCGUUGAUUAUUUAGCUUCAGAGUUUAAUUAUAUUAGCAUAUGAAUUAUGGAUGUGAUUGAUCGUCUAAUGCAGAAGGGGAACAGAGUCGUCAGAAUCAUGCACGCAUCGUAAUUCGUUGACGGUGAUGAUUACUGUAAACUUGUAAUGAUAAUGCAUUUUCUUGUACUACGUACGCUGUUGAUUGUAACAGUUUCACUAGAAGAAAACCGAAAUUCCUA
Molecule: messenger RNA, 807 nt
Organism: Oryza brachyantha (malo sina)
Lineage: Eukaryota; Viridiplantae; Streptophyta; Magnoliopsida; Poales; Poaceae
Exons: 1
Coding region: 1-570 (189 amino acids)
Biological process (GO): response to auxin
Source: RefSeq, a predicted model, not a curated record